Molecule: messenger RNA, 3486 nt
Organism: Haliotis rubra (blacklip abalone)
Lineage: Eukaryota; Metazoa; Mollusca; Gastropoda; Lepetellida; Haliotidae
Exons: 21
Coding region: 854-3151 (765 amino acids)
Biological process (GO): protein dephosphorylation
Molecular function (GO): protein tyrosine phosphatase activity
Source: RefSeq, a predicted model, not a curated record
UAUACAGCAGCAGCGCAAACGAAUACCCUAUACUGACUAUUACAGAUUCCAUAUUGUGUAAAGGCUAACAGAGCUGGGUAAAUUAAGAACGGACCACCAGGUGAUGACACAAGGUGUUAGCAAAAGGGUUGGCCGCUCGUGACCUAGAUGGAAGCUACCCUGUAAACAGUGUUGGGAUGUCAUCCUGACAACGGGACCGUGAGUCACAUGCAUGUGUAGGAGGAAAAGUAGUGAGUGUGACGUGUUGACACUUUACUCAACAUUGAUCAAAGCCCUGCGUCUCACUAUAUUCCUGCAUAGAACACUUCUCCUGAAGUCCCUCUACCCAGACCAGGGCUGAUGCAUCGUCAUGGCUGACCGCAUGUGACCCAGAUGGAAGAUACCCUGCAAGCUCUGUUGGGACCCAACCUUACAACGGGUCAGUGAGUCACAUGCGUGCAUAGGAGGAGAAUGUAGUGAGUGCGAGCUGUUGAUAUUUCACUCAACUCUUUUCCAAUAUACAGCAGGAUAAAACCGGUAUCUCUGUGCCUGGCUACAUACCUGCCCACAACAUGUAUCUAAUUUAAUCCCUUCUGAAAAGGAUGUACCUGAAUAUGAGCAAAUGUGACAUGGAUAACGGAUGUGAAAGCUGAACACAUUGUUCACAUAUACGUGAUAUGUGUCGUUUAACAAUCUUAUUAAACGUCUGUGACAAUCUGUUGUGUGUUACUGGCGUUGUUAUCGACUGUAGUCCCCUAUCAUGGCUCCAAAAGAUAAAUUUAGAUACAUUUACUCAUACACGACACAGUGGAUAUUCAGUGAGCGUGACCUUUAACACAGUUUGACUGCGUAUUUCACUUCCUGGUUGCUCAACAUGGCGGGUGUCAGGAUAUUCGUUGUAGUGGUCUUGCUUCAAUGGAUACAGUUGACAUCGGGUUCCUGUCAGGCAGGAAAGUUUGGAGAGUCCUGUAGCUACUCCUGUCACUGCGGGACAUCAUGUGACAAGACUACAGGUGCCUGUUCUGGUUCUUGUGAUAGGGGGUGGACAAAGGAAGGAGGUCUUUGCCAGACAAGAAACAUUGCACUGAGCAAGACAACAUCAACAACACCUGAAGCGUACGUAGGGUGGCCCGCAUCAAAUGCUGUGGAUGGAGACAGUGACACUGGUGGUGAGGGAAGAACCUGUUUCCACGCUGGUGGAUCUCCGUCAGACUGGACAGUGGAUCUUGGCCGGGACUUCCAGCUGUAUGACAUCAGGAUCUACAGUAGAGGUGGAUACUACGGGAGAAAUGUCAACUCCAACAUCUAUCUGAACAACGACGCCUCCGCCAUCUGCUCCACCCUCCCGACUUCAUCCACCAACCCAACUGACGUGACGUGUAACGGUACCGGCAGAUACGUCACCAUCUGGAACCCGGGGACAGGAGGACAUGAUGGGUGUGCUAGUGCACUGAACAUUUGUGAGGGGGAGAUCUAUGCUUGCAGCCCGGGUAUCUAUGGAGUGAACUGCAAUGUGUUCUGUCACUGCCUGGAUUCAACCUGUGAUCGCUUGACUGGAUUGUGUCCUGGAAACUGUACACCAGGGUGGCAGGGAGAGAGAUGUGAUACAGCUUGCUAUGGUACUAACUGCAACAAAACAUGUGCUGGGCGGAAGUGUUCAUCUCCAAACUCGUCAUGCGACCGUCACACUGGAGCAUGUGACACAGAUUGUCUUCCUGGUUGGAUAGAGGUUGACUGCACACAAGGAUGUUCCAGGGGAAAUUACGGCGCAAACUGUACUAGUCUUUGCUCUGAGAGAAACUGUCCGGGAAAUUCAUCAUGUGAUCAUGUGACUGGGUCAUGUGAUUCUGGAUGUAAAGCUGGAUGGAUGGGUGCUGAUUGUAAAGAAGCGGAAGACAUCGGUAUGUACAUGAAUGUCGGAUUUGAUAACAACGAGAACACAUCAACUACACAAAUACAGGUUAGUAAGCAGAAUAAAUAUCAAGGCGAUUCAGAUAAGGCAGCUGCUUCUACGACUGGAACCAAGGAUACGGGUAAAGGCGGAACAGGUGACCUUGACCUCCAGAAAGUGGAGGAAGAAGAGGACUAUGACGUGUCUGACCAGCCUGAAGAUGUUAAGGACACACCAGAGGUCCCUGACAGAAACUACUACAACCUGGACGACAAUGGACGGACUCACGUGAUUCCUGUGUCAGAAUUACAGACAAAGGUGGAAGAAAUGACUCCAGCCAGUGCAGAAGAAGAAUUUAAGAGACUUCCUGAUGGUUAUGUUCACUCCUAUGCUGAAUCUCAACAACCUAAAAACAAAGGAAAGAACAGGUUCAGAGGCUAUUACCCAUAUGAUUACAACCGCGUGGUGUUGCACGGCGUCAGUGAAGACAAAGACAAAGACUACAUCAACGCCAGCUACCUCGAUGGAUAUAAAGCAGAAAAGCGUUAUAUACCAGCACAAGGUCCCUACCGACCGGAAGUAGUGGUGGAUUUCUGGAGAAUGAUCUAUCAGGAGCAAUCUACAACAAUUGUCAUGGUGACGGGGACUUGUAGAGGCGGGGAAGGUAAUAUACAUAUGAAGUGUCUUCAGUACUGGCCAGAGAACGGAACAUCCAUUUACGGCGACAUUUCAGUUACCAAGGAGACAGAAACUCAACUUGCAAACUACAGUCACAAAACUGUCUGUUCACAAGAAGGAAAGAUACAUCACGUUCACCACUUUCACUUCACAAGUUGGCCUGACCAUGGUGUACCAGACACUUUCGCCUUGCUUGAGUUUAUGUGGAGGGUCAAGGUCACCACGAGACAUAAGACACAACCUAUCAUAGUCCACUGCAGUGCGGGUAUAGGUCGGACAGGGACGUACAUUGCUAUAGAGAGUCUCGUGGAUCAGGCAGCGGCAGAAGGCUGUGUGGACGUCGUCAGCUUCGUCUCCAACAUGAGAGGCCAAAGGAAAAACAUGAUACAGACCAAAGAGCAGUACCUGUUCCUGUAUCAGGCCGUAGCUAUGGCGGUGGCAGAGGGGGACACCUCACUGGAUGGUGACGCCAUCAGACAGAUAGAUCCCAGUCAUCUGUCUUCCGUUACCAUGGGCAAAAAGGAACGUGCAGGAACACCUGGAGGCUUUGGAAAAUACACCCGAACGUUCCUGCCGGUCAGGAAUGUUUGGAGACUCCUGUAGCUACUCCUGUCACUGUGCAUCUUGUAACGAGACAACAGGUGCCUGUUCAGAUGGCUGCGAGUCUGGAUGGAUUAAGGGGGAAGCAUGUGCCAGAAGCAAAACAUUGCACUGAACAAGACAACAUCAACAACAUCUGGAGUGGUUGAAGGUUGGUCCCCAUCAAACGCCAGUGGAUGGAGACAAUGACAUUGAUGGUGAGAACAGAACAUGUUUCCACGCUGCUACAUCUCCGUCAGACUGGACAGUGGAUCUGGGCCGGGACUUCCAGCUGUAUGACAUCAGGAUCUACAGUAGAAGUGGAUGUAGGUAUCCUAAGCGUCAGCAUAUUUUGUGUU